AUGACUUCGUCUACGCACAUGCAGCUCACAGGACAACAGCCGUCUAGUCCUUACGGCAUGCCUCCGCCCACAUCCACGACGUCCUCCCCUACAUCGGAAUCAUCUCCAUCAUCGCAAACACUACCACUACCUCCAGGAUCAGACUUCUUUGAGCAAGGCUUAAUGCUGCUAAAAAUGUCUCCCGAAGAGCCUGUAGCAGAAGAUGUGGAAGCUUUGAAUUUGAUCGCUUUCUACUGCUACUCUCUCAAUCGAAGAAAGACAGCAUAUUCGUAUGCGAGCCAAAGCAUUGCGCUCGCGAAGCUUCUACAACUCCAGAAGCCAUCCACGGACUCAAAUCACGGUGCUGGAGGGAACAGCAUUCAGCUGAUGAAUGAGCAUCGAAAGAGGCUAUGGUGGACUUCGUACUGCAUGGAUCGCAUGAUUAGCACCGAACUUGGCGUUGCGCCUGCGCUUUCAUCUGUGCCUGAUGGAAUUCAGCUUCCAAAUUCCAACGGGCUUACUGUUGACGAGCUGGAAGAGUUGUCAGACCCCAACCUGUUGACCGCGACAACCCAGCUCUGCGAGAUCAAGCGAUUUGUUGUUAUAACUGCCGCCAAAUAUGGAGAUGUUGAUGAAGAGAAACGCCUGGAAAUGAUUAGGCCAUGCAUUGAGAUGUUACAAGAGUGGAGGGGAAAUCUGCCUUCCUCUAUGACCUUCACAUUCGAGGAGAAUCUUCCAACAAGGCUGAUGGAAAACCAGUUUGGAAGAAUCCUGGCAUCAAUCUACUUGAGAUACCAUCAAUGCUACAUCUUGCUUCUCAGACCUCUCUACCUCCAGAAGCUAUCCUCCAUUGUACAAAAACGACGGCUCAACAGUCAGCAAGUACAGCCGAGUCGAGUUGGCUCCUUGCCAACGGAGGGCGAUGACCCAAUGAAAGAGGUCAAGAUCCAAUGUCUCGAGGCCGCUCGAAACAACUGCAAGAUCUUACUCGGUCUCUGGAACUACGACAAAAUCGCAAAAUUUGGUUACUGGGAGUCCUUACAUCUUUUCUCGGGCCUUGCGAUUCUAGCUCUGGCUCGUGUAUCCUUCAAACGUGGAAGCGGGGGAUCCUCGCCAGUUGAACAAGAUGAUACCGUUCUGUACACCAAAACACGAGCCUUGCUUCGAGAAAUGGCUCGGGUAGGUAAUCCUGCCGCCAAGGAUCACGACGCUCUGCUCUCUGAUGUUGAGGCCAUGGUGGAUAGAGUUUGCGAAGAAGAAUUGGCCACGCGGCAGACUAGCAUGGAAGCCGACCAUGUCAAUGAGCCAUUGAAUUUUUCCGAGUUCAUGUUCGCCGAUAUGGGUUCGGAGCACCAGAUUUGGUGUGAUACUGACUGGGAGAAUAUCUUGAGUACUUACACCCAGGAUAUCUGA
Colletotrichum karsti is the source of this 1392-nucleotide messenger RNA. RefSeq lists its product as uncharacterized. The record is from RefSeq and is a predicted model, not a curated record. NCBI's taxonomy places the organism in Eukaryota, Fungi, Ascomycota, Sordariomycetes, Glomerellales, Glomerellaceae. Gene Ontology annotation, molecular function: zinc ion binding; DNA binding. Gene Ontology annotation, biological process: DNA-templated transcription. The transcript is spliced from 4 exons. The coding region runs from base 1 to 1392 and encodes 463 amino acids.